This is a messenger RNA of Purpureocillium takamizusanense, 1833 nucleotides long. RefSeq lists its product as uncharacterized. Bases 160 to 1833 code for a protein of 557 amino acids. Gene Ontology annotation, molecular function: iron ion binding; oxidoreductase activity, acting on paired donors, with incorporation or reduction of molecular oxygen; monooxygenase activity. The record is from RefSeq and is a predicted model, not a curated record. NCBI's taxonomy places the organism in Eukaryota, Fungi, Ascomycota, Sordariomycetes, Hypocreales, Ophiocordycipitaceae. The transcript is spliced from 2 exons.
CGACGGCAACACGACAGGCUGCAAUCGGUCUCUCGCCUCGUGCCAGUCGGCUUCUGCUUCUUCAAGCGCAUGGCCGUAUCGCAAGGCACUAAAAGACCCAAAAACCUCAAAGCCGGCUGCGGUGCCCGCCCUGCACGCACCAGCGCGACCGAGUGAGUGAUGGCACAGGAGGCGUCGGACGCCGCCGGCAUACUCCGCCAGUUGGCCUCGCAGCCGUUGUACAUCAACGCCCUUCUUGUGACUGUGACUGCGGCCGUCGUCGUGUGGCUCUGCCGGGGCCAUGCGCGGAGCCCGCACGAACCCAAGGCGAGCCAGCUCAUGCCCGCCUACGUGCCGCUGGAGAUUGGCCUCAGCACCAUCCUCUUGCAGUGCCGCGGGCUGGCUUCAUACUUGCCGUUCGCCCUACGCCGUCGGACAGGGUCGCUGUUCGGCAUCACGCGGCGACACCAGAUCUUGUACAAUCUGCCUGGGGUCGACAAGUUGUUUGCGGCGGGCCACCGCUCGCUGGACACAAACCCGCUGGGUCUGAGCAUGGUCCUACGCGUGUUUGGUGGCCUCGUGCCGCCAGAGCUUCGACCUCGCUUCCCGGCCUUGUGCAAGAAGCUCUCUGCCCCCGUGGAGAAGGGCUUUGUCAACGACGAGGCGGCCACCGCAGCCCUCGCGAGAGCCGACGUGCCCGGCAAGGUGGGCGCCAUGCUCUCGUUCUCGGAGGAGCCGGCCGAGCAGCGUCGCUGGGAACGGGCAGCAAAGGUCUCCGUCGUUACGAGGCCGGACCCGGCGGCGGGCCAUGCGGGCGCCGUUGAACUGGAUCUGGAGAAUCUGCUGCGAGACCUGGGCGCCUGCAUCUCCAUCCCACAGCUUUACGGCCAGGACUUUCUCGACCGCAACGCCACGCUGCUCGACGACUUUUGGAAGUUUGACAACCAUGCUUUCCCGCUGCUCGUCGCAGGCGCGCCGAAAUGGAUCCCCAUCAAGUCCUUCAAGGAAGGCGUGGCGGCCCGACGUCGCCUUCACAUUGCGCUCGGCGGCUUCUUUCGCCGUCUGAAUCAGUUCAUCAACGACGAGCCCGUCGACUUUGAUGCGGACAUGAGCGACGUCAGUACGGUUGCCAAGGAGAGGAACGCGGCAUUCAGCGACUUCGACAUCCCCAUCGAGAAUCGUGGAAGACUGGAGACGGGGACGUUCUGGGGCCAAAACGCAAACACGCAGCCGUUGGUCUUCUGGUUCAUUCUCUACGUCUACGCCACGCCUGGGCUGCUGGACGAGUUACGCAACGAGGUCCAGCCUCAUCUCAUGGUGUCGAGAGACGCUGCUGCGCCGCCGCAGAUCACGAGCGUAGAUCUGCCGGCGCUCGGACGAGACUGUCCGCUGCUCAAAUCGGCCAUGUUCGAGACCUUCCGCAUGGUGAACGAGCCGACUUCGAUACGAUACAUUGCCCGGGCGCUGCUAGUCCCCGACGGGAAGCAUCAACACCAGCUGGAGGCCGGGACGUGGAUCUCAGUCCCCCACGCCGGCAUCCAGCGCGAACCAUCCAUCUUCCCAGAACCGGACAAGUUCAUCCCAGAUCGCUUCCUCGAGGUGGACGAGCGGAGCGGGAAGCCGGUCGCGAGGUACGGGCGGCUACGGCCCUGGGGUGCUGGCGUCGGCAUUUGCAAGGGCCGCACGUUUGCCGAGAAGGAGAUUCUGCUCAUAGCCGCGUGCUUCAUCACACUAUGGGACAUGGAGCCCCCGGGCGGCGGACCGUGGCAAGUCCCGGGCUCUGUGCCUGGGACCGGCGUGGCGCGGCCCAAUAGAGCUGUACGAGCCGUACUCAAGCGACGCCUGUCAUGGUGA